Messenger RNA from Pseudomyrmex gracilis, 5213 nucleotides. Its product is annotated as zinc finger matrin-type protein CG9776-like. Bases 228 to 3878 code for a protein of 1216 amino acids. NCBI's taxonomy places the organism in Eukaryota, Metazoa, Arthropoda, Insecta, Hymenoptera, Formicidae. The record is from RefSeq and is a predicted model, not a curated record. Gene Ontology annotation, cellular component: nucleoplasm. Gene Ontology annotation, molecular function: zinc ion binding; nucleic acid binding. Gene Ontology annotation, biological process: positive regulation of DNA-templated transcription; negative regulation of DNA-templated transcription. The transcript has 9 exons.
AUGAAAGUGAAAAGUCAAUUAAGUUCGUGAAAACUGUCGUGGUCUAACCACAGCUCAAACUUGACGGCCAUUGCACAUAAGCACGUUUUUCCUCAUAUGCUGGGAAGAGUUCGUUAUUAUAUGAGCUACAUGUUACUAAUACGUUAAUUUCAACGUAGUACGUUAUCAGCGCGGUCUAACAAACGUGACAGGAAUUCAACUGAGAGAAGAUUGAAAGCUAGGAAGUAAUGGAAACAGAAUCUAGGCGCAAGGGCCCUAGAAGCCCUAGUGCUGAUUCAGAUGAUUCCUCUCAUCCUAGAAGAAGAAGGAAGUAUGAUCGUUCACCAUCUCCAAGAAGAAGUAGAUAUCGUAGAUCUCGGUCUAGAGAUAGAAGAUCGCGUUCAAGUUCUAGAGACAAAAGGCGCAAGGAUUCCAGAGGAUCUCAAGAUUGGAAACAAGUUCCGCCAUCUCAGUCUCAAACCUCUUUGUCUAAUCCAACCAAUACUACUGGUUAUGUUUCAGCGGUACAUAAUCAAUAUCAGGCACCUCCACCAAACACAAGUCAGCCACCACCACCUAUGUCAGCCUAUAAUCAGGGAUACAACAACUAUGGCUACAACUAUGGCCCAGGCUAUGACUACAGUUAUCAGCAACCCACGGGCUAUCGAAGUGACUAUCCGCCUCCCAACUGGCAAGGAAAUCAAGUAUCUUAUAACAACCAGCAAGCACCACCACCACCGACAUUGGCAACGCAACAAGAAUCGUCGCGACCAAUUGACAGCAGUUCUUCUAACUUGGUGACGUCCUUAACAAGACCUGACAAUGUCAAGAAAGAAGCAGCAAUCGCAGCUGAAAUGAAACAACAGAAAGCAACAUUGGCUAAACAACGAGAGGAAUAUGUUAAGAAAUCUGCUACUUUGCAACGCGAACUGGAAAUUCUGCGUCAACAAUGUGACGAGAUAGGCAAGGAAGGUGGACGAGAAAAUAAUCGUAUUAUAAAAGAAAACCAAAAACUGCAAAUCGAGAUACAAAAUAAAAUGAAAUCUAUUCACAACGUCAUCGAUAUGCUCACUGGUAUCAUCGGUGACAAUGUUACUAUUGAUGACCUAAAGAGCAAGUUUAAGCUAGAAUUAAGCAAGCGUCGUUCGAGAAGUCCAAAGGAAGAUUUUCCGAAAGGAAAAUCACCUUCGCCCGAUAGAUCGUCCGGUUCCGGUUCGGAUAAGGAAGCCAAAGCAGAAAAAGACAUUAAAGAGAGAAAAUCGUCGGAGGACAAGCCAAUGUAUAAUUUCGUGCAUUACGAUCCGGAAAUGCAUUGGUGUAAAGUCUGCGAUAUCUUUCCUAAGACAGCAAAGGAGUAUUUAAAUCAUCUACAUAGCAAUGAGCACAAAGAAGUUUGUUUAGAACGCAAGAUUGUUGAUAUGCCAUGGCAUGAGCAAAAUAACGAAGGGACAGAGAAAGAAGUACCCUAUUUUCCUGGACUCCCGACAAAAAGAACUCCUAUCAAAGGUCUGCAAUUCUUCAGCGCAGCCACGGCUUGGUAUUGCAAACUCUGCAACUCCUGGAUAGGAGAUCUUCAUUGUGCCAGUCUGCAUCUGAAGUCUAAACGCCAUUCGGAGAACUUUUCUCGCUAUGUGGAACAAAAUCCGCAUUGGGAAACGGAUUGGAUGGCUGAUCGAGAAAAAGCAUUUUCCGAGGAGAAACAAAAACAGAUACAGUUGGAAUUGCAAAAGCAGAAAGAUGACGAUCCGCCAACAAAGUCGAAAAAAUCAAAGAAAAACAAGAAAAAGUCAAAAAAAGCUAAAAAACGCAGAGUUAGAAGCAGCGCUAGUGACUCGUCUAGCGAGUCAGAAAAUUCUGAUACCGAAUCCGAUCAAGAUACCACUAAAAGUAUACGCGUGGCAAUGCGAAACAAAAUGAAAGCAUCCACGCAGGCAAUUCUGAACGAGGAUAUAGAUUAUCCGCGUAUAAAACUAAAAGGACAUAGUUGGUCGAAGGGAUCGCAGCAUGUGAGUCAAUCGCCACAACCCGAGCAUUCGAUGGAAGCGGACGACAGGCAACUUCUGAAUUCGAUCAGAGACAAACUGAAGGCCAAACAAGAAGAGGAGAAGAGUCGCAAAAUAAACCAGGAGAAGGUGAUGGAAGAAGAGGAGGACUUGCGACAAGACACUUAUUCGAAAAAAUCAGAGGACUUGGAGGCUUGGGGCCCAAAAGAACCGCCGUCCAAGCCAUUCUGGAUAAAGAAGGACGAAGAGAAACAAUCGCAACCGAUUACAACAAACAAACCGAUCGAGCUGCCAAAACCGGAAGAAAUGCCGAAGCCGCACAUGGGAUUUUGGACGAAACAACAAGUAAAUAUGACAGUAAAGCCACCCGAAAGCAAAUCAGUAGAAAAAGAAGACGACAGAGAUCGUGACAGAGAUCGCUACAAGGACGAUCGCGAUCGCAAGUACAGCAGAUAUGAAAGGAGGAGCCGACGAGACAGAGAUCGGGAUAGGGACAGGGAUCGCGACAGAGAUCGAGACCGUGAUUACUACGAUGAUCGUCGUAAGAGAGACAGAGAUAGAGAUAGAGACAGUAACGACUCUCCAAGACGCGAUAGGAGCUGGCGCGACAGCAGUCCUAAGAGAAGCUACGAUAAAUAUAACAAAGACAGACGUGAUAAUGAUAAUAACUCGUCAAACGACGAGUCGAAGUUUGACAAGAAGUCGGGCGAUUCGAAAUCGAAGAAAGGUUCGGUUUCGACAAAGAAAUCCGCGCCACAAGUAGCAGCCAAAGGCAAGUUACCGUUUAUCGGUAGAUUGCCUCUUUUUAAGAAAAAAGUUGAGGAGCCAAAGUUGCCGGAAAAAGAUAUUACUCCAUUGCCCUAUCAACAGAGCAAGUUCGAGGACACGCCGAAAGUACCCAAUGAAAUUAUCAAUCCACCGGGUGUGGUGCACAUUACCAAAUUGGCAACUCCUAUAAACUUAAAUAACAAUAACAGUAAUAACACGAAUUCACCGACAAAUAAAUCUAGUACUAAUCAAUCUAUGAAAAUUUUGGUAGCGCCUCCACCACCUGUGCUAAAUGAGAGCAAACCGACGCAACAGGUAGUUGAUAUGGAGAUAGACGAGCAGUCCGAGGAAACUGUGAUAGAAGAGCAACCGAUAGUGGAGCAACAAAAACAACAACAACAACAACAACAACAACAAACUUCGAGCGUAUCGAAAUUACCGUUACCUCCACAUCCACCACCACCACUUAACAGGCCACCACCUAGCUUCACUCCAAGCCAGCAACAACAAUCACCGGUACAAAAUAGACCACCCCCGGUGCAGAGUACACCGCCGACACCGCAGUUCACGCCAAACCGACCGCCUCCGCCGUUUAUAUCGACUCCGCCACCGUUUGUCCAGACAACGCAGAGAUUCCCACCUCGUCCAGCCGUACCGCCUGCUGCUUUCAUGGCGACACAGCCACCACCAAUACCAACUACUGUAGGUUUCGUGCAGAAUCAUCAGAAUCCGCCACCGCCGCCGCUCCCAACUGGAAUAGCAGACACGAGCACAGUGGCGCCGUCACAUUCCGAUGUUUCUGAUAUACCGGAACCGUCGGAGAAGCGGCCAACUGAUCCGAGCAUUCCGCUACCGGACGACCUGCAGGAGGCUCUCAACAUAAUCUUCCCUAAAGAAGAAACAGCGGAGAGCAAGCAGCAACAACAGCAACAGCAGCAGCAACAGAGUCAGCAAGAAUCUAGCCUCUUAUAUUCUUCGAUGUACAGUAUGUUGGGUUGCGUGGAAUAUGACCACGAAUACAUGGACCAGCCACCACCUGAAAUUAUGCAAGAAGCAGAGGCUGAUACUCAACCUGGACCUGACGACCUCCGUAUGCUGGGCAUCGAUGAAGGAGACACGACAUUGUAAAUCGUGCUCACGACCAAGAAUUUAUUGCAUCAGUGAUAAAACAAAAAAAAAAAAGUUGCUCUAUAGAUUUGUAUUGAUAUUGAUCAAGAUUCUUUCUAUAAUGCACGCGCACGAAGUAUUUCUUUAUAUCGCGAUAGAAAGAAUUAAGUAUUGUUGAUUGAUCUGUGCUUAUCACUUAUUUUAACUUGUUUUAAAACUGAAUACGUGUUAAAAAAAAAAAAGAAGAAAAACAUCCACUAAUAGGUAAUCUUUAAAUAUUGUGAGUACACAUAAAUAUUACAUACAAUCUUGUAAAGAUUAAUUAACAUUUUACAGUGUCUAAAAGCUUUAUUAAUUGGCUCUGUAUUUGUGUGAGUCAAUCUUUAGUUUGCAUCUGCUUCAUCUGUGUGAAUAGUAAAGCUUUAAUAAUACAAAACAAGUUUAAUAAAUUGUUUUUACCUUUGGUCUUGUCAAAUCAGACCAGGAAUUAAACACAUGUCAGGCAAGAAAAAUGUAAAAAAACGUGAUUUUCGCAAAUCAGUUCAAAAGUAUGCUAAACUUAUCGGUAGAUAAACAUUUUUAAAGGCGUUAAUGCUGAUCUUUGUACAGCAGAACUUAUCAAUUUGUGGACUAUAAGUAUUUUUUUGUUAUUUUAUAUUCUAUUUCUUUAAUUUCAACAAUAGAUAAGAUGCUAACAAGACAACGCGGUUGUCUGUUUUGUUUCGUGAUAGUUUUGUGAGUUUUAUUUUUGGAAUUUAUGGAGGCACCAUUGGCGCAACUUACAUCGAUAUUAACAUAAGCAACUCCGUUAACAUAUGCAAUUGACGUUUUAACUUUUAUCUGUGUACACAUAAAUAUCAACAAAAAAAAAAAAACGUCGUCGAAAAUCUACAAGUCACUUGGAUAAUUGUAUCAGAUGUUAUCAAUGAGUUAUAUAUAUCAAAACAACCGAGAAAAGGUAUAAAUAGUAUCAAUAAAAACAACACACAUCGUAUACAUCAACGUGUUCUAUGAUAUUUUAUACUGCACAUAUGCAUGAGUCGUAAGUUUGCGUGAUAUAUACUUAGUAUGUAUAAUUUGAAAUAUAAGAGAAAAUUAUUUUUAUCGACUGGAAUUUAUAGAUGUAAACAUUGGAAUGUAAGUAUAUAAGACACAUGCAUAGAUAGACAUACAUGUAGACAUUCUCCUAAGAGUAAAAUUUUUUUGUAAAGCAAUCACUCUUUUGUUGCUCUUUUUUUUGUCUUUUCUUAAUUUUUUACUUUUAGUCUUACAGUCAAUGUCUUGUAUAUCAAUGUUUUAUUACAGAUAAUAUCACACUGAUUCGUUAUUUUUUUUUUCUUUUUUUUUUUUUUUUUU